AUCAGACUGAGGACAGAAACACACCAGCUCUGAGAAAUGGCUCAGACUCUAUAUUUCCCUCUUCUCCUCAUUGCUCUCUGCUCCAUAUCUGAAUGUGUUCAGCGUCAGUAUCACUUUAUAAAUGAGAAAAAGGAAUGGGCUGAUGCUCAGAGAUACUGCAGAGAGAAUUACACAGUUCUGGCCACUGUUGACAACAGGAAUGACAUGAUCCAGCUGAACAAGAGUGUGAAUUAUGGAUUUGUUGAGAACAUCUGGAUUGGUCUUCACAAGACGAGUGUUUAUAAAUGGCAUUGGUCUUCAGGUGAUCCUGUGUCAUUUCUGAACUGGGCAUCUGAACAACCCAACAGCAGUAAUGAGUGUGCUGUUAUGAAUAAUGGACAAUGGAUUAAUGAGAAAUGUAGUAAUACUCGUGUCUUCAUCUGCUACAACAUGAGCAGAGGACUGGUAUUUGUCAAUCAGGAGAUGAACUGGAGAGACGCUCAGAGCUACUGCAGACAGAAUCACAUUGAUCUGGUCAGUGUGAGGAACCAGAAUGAGAAUCAACAGCUGGAGAUGUUCAUUAAUGACAGAAAUUCAGCAGCCUGGAUCGGUCUGUUCAGAGACUCAUGGCAGUGGUCAGAUCAGAGCAACUCCUCAUUCAGAUACUGGGCCCCUAAUAAUCCAAAAGUUGCAUACAACGCAGUGAUUGAACCGAAAACAUUGGGACAAUGGGGUGACUACUUUAGUCCUUACCAUCAGUAUCCUUUUAUAUGUCAUGAAGAUAAACUGAUUGUGAUCCAGCAGAAUCUGUCGUGGUCUGAAGCUCUGAGAUACUGCAGACAGAAUCAUGUGGAUCUGGUCUCGGUUCAGUCAGUGGAGAUGCAGCGUCGUGUGAUGAACGUGGUUAAACUGGCUUCUACUGAGGCGGUGUGGUUGGGUUUACGUCACUCCUGCGCUUUGGGCAUCUGGUUCUGGGUGAGUGGAGAGACCGUGUGCUAUCAGAACUGGGCUCCAGGGAACGGCACAUCAGAGGAGGACUGUGAGCCCACAGUGAGAUCUGGAGCAGUUCAGUCUGGAGGAAAUCAGACCUGGAUCAGCCGUCCUGAAACUGACCGACUCAACUUCAUCUGCACAAACUACUGAGAGUGAAGAAGUAAGAUGAGGAAUGUGUUCAUUGUCACUGAAGUAAUAAUUUUACAUAAAAUA
Molecule: messenger RNA, 1185 nt
Organism: Danio rerio (zebrafish)
Lineage: Eukaryota; Metazoa; Chordata; Actinopteri; Cypriniformes; Danionidae
Source: RefSeq, a predicted model, not a curated record